Molecule: messenger RNA, 3245 nt
Organism: Notolabrus celidotus (New Zealand spotty)
Lineage: Eukaryota; Metazoa; Chordata; Actinopteri; Labriformes; Labridae
Gene: pdha1a
Product: pyruvate dehydrogenase E1 subunit alpha 1a
Exons: 11
Coding region: 119-1291 (390 amino acids)
Biological process (GO): pyruvate decarboxylation to acetyl-CoA
Cellular component (GO): intracellular membrane-bounded organelle
Molecular function (GO): pyruvate dehydrogenase (acetyl-transferring) activity
Source: RefSeq, a predicted model, not a curated record
GUGCCCUCUUUGUGAUGCCAGAGAAGAAGAAGAAGUGUGAGCGGAUCCGGAAGGACAGAGUCUGACAGAAGGACGGAGCCGUGCUGUGUUGGGACUGUAGUGAACUAGCUUUGGAAAGAUGUUGUCCAAUAUCUCUAAUGUGCUGAGAGCUGGCGUGCAGAGAAAUGGAGCUGCAGUGGUCAUUUCAGCACGUACAUACGCUGACUUCACACCCGAGGCAACAUUUGAAAUAAAAAAAUGUGACAUCCACAAGCUGGAAGAAGCCCCGGCCACUCAGGUGGUCAUGACUCGUGAGGAGGGCCUGCAGUAUUACCGCACCAUGCAGACCAUGAGGCGUAUGGAGCUCAAGGCUGAUCAGCUGUACAAGCAGAAGAUCAUCAGAGGAUUCUGUCACUUAUAUGACGGACAGGAGGCCUGUGCGGUGGGUAUCGAAGCAGCAAUUAAUUUGACAGACCACCUGAUCACUGCAUACCGUGCUCACGGCUACACCUACACCAGAGGAGGGACAGUGAGGGAGAUCAUGGCUGAGCUCACUGGCAGAAGAGGAGGUAUUGCAAAGGGCAAAGGAGGCUCUAUGCACAUGUACUGUAAAAACUUCUAUGGAGGAAAUGGAAUUGUUGGAGCUCAGGUCCCCCUCGGUGCUGGUGUCGCUCUGGCCUGCAAGUACAUGGGCAACAAUGAGCUCAGUGUCAGCCUCUAUGGUGACGGUGCUGCCAAUCAGGGUCAGAUUUUUGAAACCUACAACAUGGCAGCUCUGUGGAAGCUGCCAGCCAUCUUCAUCUGUGAGAACAACAGGUACGGCAUGGGCACGUCAGUGGAGCGAGCUGCCGCCAGCACAGAUUACUACAAGAGAGGAGACUUCAUCCCUGGCCUCAGGGUGGAUGGGAUGGAUGUUCUGUGUGUUCGGGAGGCAACCAGGUUUGCAGCUGAUCACUGCCGAUCUGGAAAGGGUCCCAUCCUCAUGGAGCUGCAGACCUACCGCUAUCAUGGACACAGUAUGAGUGACCCUGGAGUCAGCUACCGCACACGUGAGGAGAUCCAGGAGGUUCGUGGUAAGAGCGAUCCCAUCUCUUUGCUGAAGGACCGCAUGCUGAGCAACAACAUGGCCAGCGUGGAGGAGCUGAAGGAAAUCGACGUGGAGGUGAGGAAGGAAAUUGAAGACGCGGCUCAGUUUGCCACCACAGACCCUGAACCUCCGCUGGACGACCUCUGCAACCACAUCUUUUCCAACGAGCCUCCCCUGGAGGUGCGCGGCACGAACCCUUGGACCAAGCUGAAGUCUGUUAGCUAAAGUUUUUUUCAUCACCACACUCGUCCUCUUGAUUAUAUACUGAGCAGCCCUGCCCCUUAAUAUACGCACACAUCACAAAAUGUAACACAAACUAAUGCCUCUGACCCAGAGCUCUUAAUCAUCAACAAGGUUCUUCAGUGCUGGAUGUUUGAACAGAAGGGACCACGUUCACAAAGAUGUUCUGAGAAUAAAACUUAUGAUACAACACUAAAAGUCAAUAUUUUAAACUCUGUGCCAAUUAGUCCCAUUAGUCCUUCUUUCUUUACAUUUGAAGAGCUUAGAACUCUGACCUCAGAAGAUUAUUUACUGCCACUUUGUACUGUUUGAAAAAAAACAUACCCUACAGCCUUGAAUUUUAUCAUGUUUUCAUUUGAUAUUACAACAAACACUUACUGAGGGAAGUGUAUAUAAAGUGGACUUGGUAGUAAGUUAGAUCAUUUUCUGAUGGUUUGUGUGUCAAAAAACACUCAUGGAUAAGUUUGCCAUCAAGCUGCAAUAGUGUUGUAAAAUUCAAAUUCAUAUUUAUUUUACUAUCUUGAGAAUAUUAAACUAUUGGCAAACUCCCUACAUUAAAGAUCUAUUGCUAAAAAUCAACACCUCUUAAGUUGUGUUAUUUAUCUCAUCUAUGAAGUUCAUGCACAUAUGAUUAAUACUGCAUGUAUACCAAUACUUGAGUUUAUUUAAAAGGGAUAUAUUUAAGUAACAUUGAGCACUUCUCAUGUUUUAUCUUAAGGACGUUUUGUUAAUUUGGCCCCGACUCAAUAUGAUGAGUUUUGUUUGAUGGUUUUCUCUGGUCAGGUUUUGAGGCAUAUCAAUCCAUCACUGUUCUUCAUUCAAAAGUAAACAUAAAAAGGUUUGUACUCUUUAUAUUUAAGUGUACAUGUUAAACCAUUUACUUUGAUUUAACUCGUUUAUAUCUUCUUUAUUGAACCCCUUGAUACAAAGACAUUCUAAAAGGAUGCAGGGUAAUAGACUCUCAGUUUGUCUCCAUAUCUUUUUCUCAUUCUGUAUGUAAGAGAGGGUAAAGAACACCAAGGGAAGAGUGAAAUGUUUGACUUUAUCUUGCCAAACCAAACACGUGCCUGGCAGAUCUCAAGUUGUUUUUAGAGGAUGAAUGUGUCGCUUCAUGUUUGUGUCACACUCCGAGCUGAGCAGGUGAUUCUGUGCAUCUAAAGGUCAGGUGUUAUUAAAAAUAUGUUCAGAGUGUUUGCAUUCACAUAGUUAUUUUACAGAUACUCAGGUGCUCUGGUGCCUUGUUUUUGUUUUCCAUUUCAUGUUUGAAGCAUAAACUGAGAAUAAACAUCUUAGUCAGGAAGAUUAAUCAUCCUUAAACACUCAAAAUGAACACAAACUAACCCAUCAGUUGCCUGAAACAGCUGUGCAUUAAAACAUUAUGACUUUUAGACGAUGCAUUCAUCUUCAAAGCUUCAUAUUUCACACACAUUUUCAAAGCAGAGGGAGAAGUUUGAUUAAGUGUUGUUGGUGCAGCAGAGUGAGCAUCGUAGCUUUAUGUUCCACUUGAACUGUGUUAUAAAAAAAAACAUCAGCAGGGGUUCUUGAAACGUACAGGAAUAUAUUUGGACAUUUUAAAUCUCAGAUUGUUUUUGUUUUUUUUGAUCACCUCAGAUUGCUGAAUAACAAAACAACCUAUCAGAAUGUAGUACAAGAAGCAAGCUGUCAUCCUCCUCACUGUGUUUGUAUUGGUAUCUAUAGUAUUUAUAAAAAUGCUUCUAGGUUUUUUUUUUUCACAGAUGUGAGAAGUGUGUGAUGACAAAGGAAGACAGUCUGAAUUUUAAAAUAUCAAUACCUGUCUGGAUACAGCUGAAAAAGGCUAGAAUGUAAGCUGAUGUUGUAGUAAACUGUUACAUUGAGGUCGGCAGAUGAAGCAGGGAAACGCUCCACGAAACAUUUUAUGUUUUAUGUGUGCGUCAUUGUAAUAAAAGACUAUAAGUAA